GGCCUGGGCUUAGGGCAGGCCCACUAUGGCACCGGACCCAAAAUAACUUCCAUGUGAGCAAGAAAGAAAGAGAUUAGGACCCAGACUGGGAUGACAGGGAGAGGAAGGCUGGGGCUGUCAAUUGAUAGGAGUGGCCAGGACCCAGGGGAGGGUAUAAAGGCCCCCAGCAGGCUCGAGCUGCUUCCAAACCCAACUCGAAACUUGGGGACAACUGACACUCUUGCUCAUCUUCUUUGGGCAGCGCCAUGGGGCUCAGUGAUGGAGAGUGGCAACUGGUGCUGAACGUCUGGGGAAAGGUGGAAGCAGAUGUCGCCGGCCACGGGCAGGAGGUGCUGAUCAGACUCUUUAAGGGCCACCCUGAGACCCUGGAGAAGUUUGACAAAUUUAAGCACCUGAAGUCUGAGGAUGAGAUGAAGGCGUCCGAAGACCUUAAGAAGCACGGCGCAACAGUGCUCACUGCCCUGGGGAACAUCCUGAAGAAGAAGGGCCACCAUGAAGCAGAGCUGAAGCCCCUGGCCCAGUCCCAUGCCACCAAGCACAAAAUCUCCAUCCAGUUCCUGGAGUUCAUCUCCGAUGCCAUUAUCCAUGUGAUCCAAAGCAAACACUCCGGGGACUUCGGCGGGGAUGCCCAGGCUGCCAUGAAGAAGGCCCUGGAACUUUUCCGCAGUGACAUGGCGGCCAAGUACAAGGAGUUUGGAUUCCAGGGCUAGAGCAGGCUGAGGAUUGAGCUAGGUGGUGGUCAGACUCCCCCACUGGCUGUCAUCCCUCCUGCCCGACCCCCUGAGUCAAGUAGUUAGCUUUUAUUCAAGUAGCACCUUAGUUGUGGGUUUGGGGAUACCCUAUCUGACUGAGACAUGGUGAGGGAAGAAGAGAGGGAGGCGGUCAGGGGAUAUUUCUUAUCUGUUACUUAUUAGCCAGAGGAAUUCUGCCAAAGGUCCAUAAUUUUCACUUUCUCCUUGGCCUUCCGAAGGUGGAGACUUAGCUCUUGGGAGUGGGUAGCUGGCCAUCCUUCCUGGAGGUGCUUUUAUGGCUAUACCUCUUGACUUCCUUUCUGGGAGGCAGUGACAGUUUGCUCUUUACCGGGCAGGGCUGGAGAGAGAAUUGGGGGAAGGCAUAGUCAUGUGGCUCAGCCCUCCUUCUUCCCACCAUCUGGGUCCCUAAUGGCUUCCAUUCUGCCUUUGAUUAGGCCUUCAACUGUGGACUCUCUCUUUCCUUUCCUCUUUUUCUUUCUCUUCCCCAAGGCUGUCACAACCAGUGCCCCUAGCAUUCCUUGGGGAUGGCAGCUGUGACAGAUGGCUCCUGAAAAAGUUGGAGACACUUGAGACACCAGGGGGUGGGGGUGGGAGGAGGAGAGAGAGAGAGAGAGAAAGAGAGAGGGAAAGAGAGAGAGAGAGGGAGAGAGAGAUUGAUAGAUAGAUAGAGAGAGAGAGAGAGAGAGAGAGAGAGAGAGAGAGAGAGAGAGAGAGAAGGAGGGAUGGAGAGGAAGAGGGAAAGAGGGAAAGAGAAUGUUCUCAGUUAAUGGGUGUGACUCUCCUGGUCUUAAUAAAGGACAUGAAACCAA
Molecule: messenger RNA, 1561 nt
Organism: Trichosurus vulpecula (common brushtail)
Lineage: Eukaryota; Metazoa; Chordata; Mammalia; Diprotodontia; Phalangeridae
Gene: MB
Product: myoglobin
Exons: 3
Coding region: 246-710 (154 amino acids)
Biological process (GO): oxygen transport
Cellular component (GO): extracellular exosome
Molecular function (GO): oxygen binding; heme binding
Source: RefSeq, a predicted model, not a curated record